CGCCUGCGCAGAGGCGGCGGCGCGGCUGGGGUGGACUCCGGGGGCGCGGCGAGGAGAGACAUGAGGCUGAGCUGGAUCCUGACAGUACUGACCAUCUGCCUGAGCGCCCUGGCUACGCCUGCGGGGGCAGAGGGCAAAAGAAAAUUGCAGAUCGGGGUCAAGAAGAGGGUGGACCACUGCCCCAUCAAAUCGAGAAAGGGUGAUGUCCUGCACAUGCACUACACGGGGAAGCUGGAAGAUGGGACGGAGUUUGACAGCAGCCUGCCCCAGAACCAGCCCUUUGUCUUCUCCCUGGGCACUGGCCAGGUCAUCAAGGGCUGGGACCAGGGGCUGCUGGGGAUGUGCGAGGGGGAAAAGCGGAAGCUGGUGAUCCCAUCAGAACUGGGGUACGGCGAGCGGGGAGCUCCCCCAAAGAUUCCAGGUGGUGCAACUUUGGUGUUCGAGGUGGAGCUGCUCAAAAUCGAGCGCCGUUCAGAACUGUAGCCAAACCGGGGAGGGGCAGUGUAGAGGCCCCCAUCAGGGACCAGACUGUUUAAAAAGAAAAAAACCUUAAAAACCCAUGGAGUGAGCCUGUGUUUGUUUGUGGGC
Messenger RNA from Talpa occidentalis (Iberian mole), 588 nucleotides. RefSeq names its product FKBP prolyl isomerase 2 (gene FKBP2). Lineage: Eukaryota; Metazoa; Chordata; Mammalia; Eulipotyphla; Talpidae. Gene Ontology annotation, molecular function: peptidyl-prolyl cis-trans isomerase activity. The record is from RefSeq and is a predicted model, not a curated record. The transcript has 6 exons. Gene Ontology annotation, biological process: protein peptidyl-prolyl isomerization. The coding region runs from base 61 to 483 and encodes 140 amino acids.